This is a messenger RNA of Effrenium voratum, 158 nucleotides long. The record is from the annotation of a GenBank genome assembly. Lineage: Eukaryota; Dinophyceae; Suessiales; Symbiodiniaceae.
GAUUCCCAUCGUGGCCAAAGUCUUGCCCAACGGCCAAGCGGCGAAGUGGAACAAGUGGGCGGAGCCUUCCAGGAAAUUACGGCCCGGGCUCGGACUGCGCUCGGUGGACGAGACACAGGACGCGGCCCGGAUCUUGUCGGUGCUGCUGGAGAUGAAAG